This is a messenger RNA of Centruroides sculpturatus (bark scorpion), 481 nucleotides long. RefSeq lists its product as uncharacterized. The record is from RefSeq and is a predicted model, not a curated record. The coding region runs from base 146 to 481 and encodes 111 amino acids. The transcript is spliced from 4 exons. Lineage: Eukaryota; Metazoa; Arthropoda; Arachnida; Scorpiones; Buthidae.
GAAGAAAAUUUUACCUGUGAAAUCGACCAAUGAUAUGACAAGCAUCGGUGUCGGUCUCAUGGCAACGAAUAAGGGGCGGAGCUGUAAUGGAAUUCAAAAUAAGGAGACAUUUGAUGAUUUUUGAAGACAUUUCGUUGAAGGGAAGAUGUCUUUCAUGUUUUACGGGAUGUAUGCCUCCAUUCUCAUCUUUUUAGCCUUUAGAACAGUUUUGUGUGAUCCAGCAACAUGGACACCAGAAGGUUUCUUUAGAAUUCAACCUUGGGAAGAUAAUAAAUUUAGCGUUACUAAAGACCAGAUAAAUAUUUUAUGCGCACUUUUCGGUGACAAAAUCGAAGAAUGUCGCCAAAAUUCGAAAAUAUAUCCUGAAGAUAUAUUGGAUAUUGAUGAAUUAGGUAAAAGGGAGAAGAUGCGAGGAGUUAAUUUACCAAUUAUUCCUUGCGAAGGAAGCAGUNUACAAAAUACAUGUGUAUUAAGUCAAUAA